This is a messenger RNA of Fusarium venenatum, 471 nucleotides long. RefSeq lists its product as uncharacterized. The record is from RefSeq and is a predicted model, not a curated record. NCBI's taxonomy places the organism in Eukaryota, Fungi, Ascomycota, Sordariomycetes, Hypocreales, Nectriaceae.
AUGACUCUCACCGAUGAGGAGCUUGACCGCGACUGGCAGCCCAACGGCCGUCGCCCUCAAUCAACCAUUGCCCGAUCGUUUAGUGCUGAGCUUAUGGACAUCUUCCGUAUCGAAAACUCUCUCACCGACCUGGAUCAGCAAGUCCACGCCAAGAAGCAAACUGUCGACAAGGAAACCGAAGAACUCGCCGCUCUUGAAGCCCGCAUUCGUGAAAUGGAAGAACGCCUCCGCCGCUCUACAGGUGGCGCUCAACAACCAUCUCCACAGACCGCCAACCAGGCUCAGUCCCAGACUCAGCAGCCAAGUUCCCUCGACGCCCCCAAGGACGACUCCAAGGUCCGCUCACGACCGGGAACAGCCCGUGCUUCUCAGCAAGCUCCCUCUUCGGGCAACAUGCCCCCGACCCCGGGUGCCAGUGAAGGUGAAUACUAUGUCGUCACCCGCGAUGACUUGCAAGACGGCCCGCGCUGA